Molecule: messenger RNA, 1999 nt
Organism: Heterobilharzia americana
Lineage: Eukaryota; Metazoa; Platyhelminthes; Trematoda; Strigeidida; Schistosomatidae
Source: the annotation of a GenBank genome assembly
GUGAAAUGAAUGAGAAUGGAGAAUUGUUUGCAGAAUUCUGUGCAUUCAACGAUUUGGUGAUUGGAGGCAGUGUGUUCAGGCACAAAGAUAUCCACAAAGCGACAUGGAUUUCACCAGAUGGACACACUAAAAAUCAAAUCGACUUUAUCUCAAUCUCAAGAAAAUGGAGACGCAGUCUACUUAACACAAGGUCAAGAAGAGGAGCAGAUGUAGGUUCAGACCACUAUCUAGUGCAAGGAACCUUCCAAAUCAAGUUGAAAGCCUUCAAGGAAGCUGGUGAUAGACCUCAACUCAAGUACAACACUCGGAAACUGAAGGAUGAAACUACAAAGGAGAUCUUCAAGGCAGCCAUCAAGACAAAAUGGGAGACAUCGAGCAACAUCCCUGAAGAAACCUGUGUGGAAGAACACUGGAAGUCUUUGAAAGCUAUGUGGAAAGAAACCUGCACAACAGUAUUAGGAAGGAAGAAGAAAGAAGACAAGGAAUGGAUCUCGACGGAUACCUGGAAGCUGAUAGAGGAGAGGAGGAUGGUGAAGCAGAAGAUAAACCAGUGCAAGGAUGCUCAACGACAAGAGGAACUGAGCACAAUGUAUAAAACACUGGACAAAGAAGUGAAGAAGAGUGCACGCAAAGACAAAAGACACUUCUACGAAACACUGGCAAGUGAAGCAGAACAGGCUGCAGGUAAGAGAGACCUGACGACAUUGUAUCAAAUAACCAGGUUGCUAUCAGGGAAGAGACCAACACAGAUGAAACCAAUAAAAGAUGAAGAAGGAAAUUUAAUUACAAAAGAAGAGAAACAGAGGAAACGAUGGGCCGACCACUUCAAGAAGCUCUUGAAUCGACCACCACCUGCACUCCGUCCAGAAAUACCACCUGCAGCCGCUGAAUUACAAGUGAACAUAAAUCCCCCAACGAAAAUGGAAGUCCUGAACGCCAUAAAGCUACUGAAAUGCGGGAAAGCAGCAGGACCAGAUGGAAUACCGCCAGAAGCACUGAGAACAGAUGCAGAGACAACAGCGGACAUGCUCACACCACACCACUAUUGCAGAAGGUGUGGAAGGAAGAGAAGGUACCUGACCAUUGAUUGGAAGAAGGGUUACCUUGUCAAACUGCCGAAGAAAGGAGACCUCAGUGCUUGCAAGAACUGGCGCGGAAUCACUCUCCUGUCCACCCCAAGUAAAAUAUUAAGCCGCAUCAUCCUGGAGAGGCUUAAAGAUGCACUGGAUUCAAAACUGCGACCGGAACAGGCAGGCUAUUCAGGAAGUACAAAUCAUGUGCAGACCAAAUUGCAACGCUUCGCAUCAUCAUAGAACAGAGCAUAGAAUGGCAAUCAGCUCUCUACCUCAACUUCAUCGACUUUGAGAAGGCCUUUGACAGCGUCGACCGAGAAGUAAUUUGGAAACUGCUUCAAUACUACGGAGUACCGCAAACCUUUAUCCGCCUCAUUCAACAACUAUAUGAAGAUGCCACAUACCAAGUAAUUCACAAUGGGAAGCUCAGUGAUGCUUUUGAAGUGAAGACAGGAGUGAAACAAGGUUGCCUACUAUCCCCCAUGAUAUUCCUUAUUGUGGUGGACUGGAUCAUGCAGCAAACAGUAGGCAGCGAGAAGAGGGGGAUACACUGGACGACGGAAAAGAACCUAGAAGACUUGGAUUUCGCCGAUGACUUGUGCCUAAUGUCACAUAAACUUGAAGAUCUGCAGGCAAAAACUAACAAGUUGAUAGAAGAGGCAGCGAAGACGGGACUUCAGGUGAAUAUAGAGAAGACAGAAGUGAUGAAGAUACCGCACCACCACCAUCAACAACAACAACAAACUCCAAUCACCGUCAACGGGAGAAACUUGAAGGAAGUAACCUCCUUCACUUAUCUAGGAAGCACUGUUUCAACUACAGGCGGGACGGACGAGGACGUCAAAGUCAGAAUCGGAAAAGCAAGACAGGCGUUCAUUAGCCUGAAACCAGUGUGGAGAUCUUCUGCACUCAGCAUGCGGAACAAG